Molecule: messenger RNA, 1500 nt
Organism: Penicillium argentinense
Lineage: Eukaryota; Fungi; Ascomycota; Eurotiomycetes; Eurotiales; Aspergillaceae
Exons: 4
Coding region: 1-1500 (499 amino acids)
Molecular function (GO): hydrolase activity, acting on carbon-nitrogen (but not peptide) bonds
Source: RefSeq, a predicted model, not a curated record
AUGGCCUCCCACAUUUUACUGCAGAACGCGACCAUUCUCGUCCCCUCCGGCGAACCGAAGGGCUAUGUUAAACCGCUACGGAACCAUUCGCUGCUCGUCGAAGGCAAUCGGAUUUCGAAAAUUGCAUGCGAGAUCGAUGCGCCAGCCGGUACAGAGGUUAUUGAUUGUACGGACAAAAUAAUAUCGCCUGGUUUCAUUGAUACACACCAUCAUGUGUGGCAGACUCAGCUGAAGGGCCGCCAUGCCGACCAGACUUUGCUUGAAUACCUUCCCAAUGGGAAUAUGCAAAGUGCCAACUAUACACCAGAAGAUGUGUUCUGGGGUGAAUUGGGAGGCUGUCUUGAAGCUUUGGAUGCAGGGACGACAACUUUGGUGGAUCACGCUCAUAUGAAUAUCUCCGCGGCUCACACUUCAAAUGCAGUCGAAGCCACAGUGUCGUCGGGCAUCCGGUCAGUGUUUUGCUAUGCGCCGACCAUGAGAGUCCAGGACUGGAAGCCGGAUCUGACCGUAACUGGUGGGCUACUGGAUGACUGGGUUGUCGAACACCUUGAAAAGCUUCGCGCCUCUUUCCCUGUGGGAGACGGCAGAGUUCAACUUGGAUUCGCAUUUGAUGGAUUCAUGCUGCCACAGGACCAAGUGGUUUCAAUCUACAACAAGGUGCGUGUGCUUGGUGCCAAAGUGAUCACAACGCACUAUGCCGGCGGCUACUUCGAUAACACUUCGCUGGUUGAUUUACUCGACAGAUACGGUCUACUGGGCCCAGACAUCCUGCUCUCACAUGCCACGAACCUGACCAGCUCCGACGAGCAAACACUGAAACAAGCUCAAGCAUGGAUCUCGUCGACCCCAGACACAGAGCUACAGAUGGGCCACGGAGAUAUUGUUUGCUUCCGAGAGGGCUGUGCUGACAUCAGCUCCUUGGGAAUCGACUGCCAUAGCAACAACUCGGGGGACAUGGUGUCACAGAUGCGACUAGCCCUUCAACACGAACGAGCCAGUCGGAAUGAGAAGAUCAUCGCACAGGGAAAGUUCUCUCGCUCUUUGAAUCUUUACGUCCAAGACGUCUUCCGACUAGCGACUAUCCAGGGGGCCAAAGCGAUCCGCAUGGAGGAAAGCGUGGGCUCGAUUGAAGUUAGAAAGCUUGCUGAUCUCACUAUAUUUGAUGCAACCAGUCCCGGUAUGGUUUGUGCAUCGGAGCAGGAUCCAGUGGCUGCUAUCGUUCUACAUUCCUCUAUACGGGAUAUCGAUAUGGUUAUUGUUGAUGGGCAAAUCCGCAAGCAGAGCGGCAGACUGGUUCCGGUGAAAAUUGCGCCCACUAUGGCUGAAGUGAAUAUUGAGUCUCAGGACCUAGAUUGGAGCCAUAUUUCCAAGAGACUGCUUGAUAGCCGCAAGAGUAUACAAGAUCGCAUAUCAAAGGCAAACGCUGAUGAGCCAGAGCGUCUUGUCGAAAGCUUCCUUAAGCUCACUCAUGCCGAUGAGAGCAAAUUUGUGAGGCUAUGA